AUUGUCUCCGACCCCAAGUCAUUUCCCGACGAACUCCUCAUCUCCGACUUCAAGCUUAUCCUCGGCGACACCAAUAUCCUCAGCACUUGGGGUGGUAGUGGGGGUGAUGGAGUUGGUGAGAUCUCUGGAGGCAUGCAAAUUUCCUCUCUAUCUGUGCGUGUCAGCUUGAAUCCGUGUGCGGGCGAGUGGGUGUUUGGGUGGGUUUGUGGGUGGGAGGAUAAAGUUAGGCGGAGGGAGGAUCAGCAUGGCAAACACCUUCUCGUCCUUGUCGUAUCUGGAGCUCGCGGCCACACAAACUCGCACACACGCACCGCACUGCACGCAUCACAGGAUCGUAUAGUCGGUCCAACGGCCGGUCGCCUGCCGUCGUUUCACCUUUGCCCGCCCACAUGCUACUUGCGUUACGACGUGCCUGCAACUGCGGGUUCGACUUCAUGCCACAAACCGUACUCAAACUGGGGCAGGGGCAACUCCCGAACAGCUCAACCGGAACCACCUCGACUGCAUCCUAUUCUGCUAUUGCCCACUAUGUCUCAUCCUGUGCCUCCGCGUGGUCUGCGCAAAUCCCGCCAGUUACGACUGCAAAGUGUGGAGCAGUGGAUUAAUGGCAUUUCGUCGGACUCACCAACUUAUCGGCAGAUUGCAUUACCCCAAAUUGACAUCAGCUCAGACUCAGAGUCCUUCAGCGACGAACUCUCUGACUCCGACCACUCGGCAACCUGUGGUGACACCAGCGUCCCCAGCAUCAGUGAUGAUGAUAAUGAUGAUGAUGAUUGGAACUGCAAAGGUGAAGAGAAAGACGACUAUUACAUGCAGCAGGAGCAACAUUUGCAGGAGGGCUACGCCAGCAGUGGUGAUGAUGGUGGCAGCAUUUAUCAGUUACCUACCCGCAUCGAGUCCUACCAUGACGCCAUGCCUCCUCGCAACACGACGACCGCCCCAAGAGUAAACCACUUACCACCACCUCCUACCCCUCGCCGUGGUGGUAGCAACUAUCAGUCACCUACUCACAUUAGGCACUACCAUGGCGCCACGCCUCCUCGCUCUCCUCCGUUUCCUUACGACCGCAGUUCCAGAGACAGGUCUCCACUGCAACGAACUUCGAAUCGGUUGUCCGGGGAAUAUAAGGCAUGGAAUGUUGGCAAGCUGCAUCGUGACAACUUCGCCGAUGGCAAAUCCUCCAGAUUGCAUGAGGCUUCUCUCAGGAUGAGUUGUCCAAAGUCGCAGGCACGUCGAGCUGUGAGAAACAUGCAGAAAAUGAUGAAACGACUAGAUGUGGGCUGUCAUCGGACCGACUAUGGGACGGCGUAA
Molecule: messenger RNA, 1311 nt
Organism: Mesocestoides corti
Lineage: Eukaryota; Metazoa; Platyhelminthes; Cestoda; Cyclophyllidea; Mesocestoididae
Source: the annotation of a GenBank genome assembly